Messenger RNA from Stegodyphus dumicola, 825 nucleotides. RefSeq names its product inositol polyphosphate-4-phosphatase type I A. Gene Ontology annotation, cellular component: cytoplasm. NCBI's taxonomy places the organism in Eukaryota, Metazoa, Arthropoda, Arachnida, Araneae, Eresidae. The record is from RefSeq and is a predicted model, not a curated record. Gene Ontology annotation, molecular function: phosphatidylinositol-3,4-bisphosphate 4-phosphatase activity.
AUGGCCAAGGCUACCUCCUGGAUGCGUGGGGUCACCACUCCUGAUUCUCAGUAUUCAGAACCUGCUGGUGUAUUUGUUUUAGAAGAAUGUCAUGUAAGACUUGAUGAGAAUCCCGAUAUCCCAUAUGCUUUCAGUUUAAUUUUUCAGCAUGAUGAGGUAGGUCAACAACUGGGUGCAGCAUCUGAAGGGGAGAGAGAUUCAUGGAUUCAGUCUCUUCAUAUGGCAAGCUUUGAAUACAUGAGAUCUCAGUUAUCAUCCUUAAAAGAAAAGCUGAAACAACUUAAAGGAUUGGAUGACAAUGAUAUAUCCCAAAUUUCUUCUAAGCGACAAAGAAGUUUCACCUCUGAUGCAAGUUACGAUCCACAGCAAUAUGAGCCUUUUAUGGAACUCAGUAUAUGUUGUGACAACCUUAUGUGUGAUGGUGAUGGUCAACCACCUAAUCCUUUAGUUAUUGUGGCUGUGAAUACCCAUCCAUCUGUAAAAUGGCAGAAGUUUGCACAGACUGAAAUUGUAGAGAAAUCUAGUAAUCCCUGUUUUUUUACAACGGUGACUUUUGUGAAAGGAGAAGUGUCAGAACUCACAAGAAUUAAACUUUCUGUAUAUGAUAUUAAGGAAAGAGUUACAUGCACAAGUACUCUUCUUGGAGAAUCAGUUUUCACUCUUGAUACACUAUUGCAAAGUCAUCAUCGUACGUUGCGUCUCACAUUAGUUUCACCAUCUUGUGCUAGUGUUGGCUUUAUUUCUAUUGCUGCUCGAGAAAUGACAAAUACUAAGCAAAGAAAUGCAUGGUUAUUACUAGCUGAAGAAGAAUCAUUAUGGUCUAAA